Messenger RNA from Penicillium griseofulvum, 4404 nucleotides. RefSeq names its product pleiotropic drug resistance family ABC transporter. Gene Ontology annotation, biological process: transmembrane transport. The record is from RefSeq and is a predicted model, not a curated record. Bases 1 to 4404 code for a protein of 1467 amino acids. Gene Ontology annotation, cellular component: membrane. Gene Ontology annotation, molecular function: ABC-type transporter activity; ATP hydrolysis activity; ATP binding. NCBI's taxonomy places the organism in Eukaryota, Fungi, Ascomycota, Eurotiomycetes, Eurotiales, Aspergillaceae. The transcript has 5 exons.
AUGCUAGACCAGAUGGCGAACAUGCUUGACAAUGUCGUUGAUACUCCCGGCUCCGAGACUCCAGUAUCCGAGUCUGGGGGUGAUCGCGACAGACAUAUCACUACUCUAGCACGUUCCAUCUCGCAAAUCUCACGAACUAGCAGUGUCCGCAUCGGUGUACCCUCAGAGGGUAUCAACACCUUCCUUGAUCCUACCAGUCACCCAGAGCUGGAUCCCAAUAGCGACCAGUUUGACUCACGCAAAUGGGUCAAGAACAUCUUCCAUAUUCUCGCUGAGGAUCCAGACCGCUACCCUCCUCGCACGGCGGGGGUCUCCUUCCGCAACCUCAAUGUUUUCGGCUAUGGCAGCGGAUCUGAUUAUCAGAUGAAUUUUGCCAACGCCUGGCUCAAGGUUGCCAGUUGGGUCUGCAAAAAGCUUGGGUCUCAGAGAAAAGUUCGCAUCGAUAUUCUACGGGAGUUCGAAGGCAUUGUCCAUAGUGGCGAGAUGUUGGUUGUUCUAGGUCGCCCUGGAAGCGGAUGCUCGACCUUCCUCAAAACCAUUGCCGGUGAGACACACGGUCUUUAUCUCGACAAGGAGAAAGGGUCCGAGGUGCAAUAUGACGGCAUAUCCUGGGACGACAUGCACAGCCAAUUCCGCGGCGAAGUCAUCUACCAGGCCGAAACCGAGACACACUUUCCUCAACUGACAGUCAGUGAUACAUUGAUGUUUGCCGCUUACGCUCGAGCGCCGAGUAACCGACUUCCUGGUGUCACACGCGACCAAUAUGCGACGCAUAUGCGGGAUGUGGUGAUGGCAAUGCUUGGAUUGACCCAUACCAUGAAUACCAAGGUGGGCAAUGAGAUUAUUCGAGGUGUAUCUGGUGGCGAAAGAAAGCGAGUCAGUAUCGCCGAAACCACUCUUUGUCGGUGUCAUUUGCAGUGUUGGGACAACAGCACUCGUGGACUCGACAGCUCCACUGCCCUGGAAUUUGUCAAGAACAUCCGCCUCUCCACUGACUAUACCGGAUCCACCGCUAUUGUCGCAAUCUACCAAGCGAGUCAGUCUAUCUACGACUUGUUUGAUAAGGCAAUUGUGCUCUACGACGGGCGUCAGAUUUAUUUCGGAAGUGCUUCCAAUGCACGACAAUUCUUUAUCAACAUGGGAUUCCACUGUCCAGACAGACAAACCACUGCGGACUUCCUUACGUCUCUCACCAGUCCCUCGGAACGCCUUGUUCGCCCCGGAUUUGAAGACACCGUUCCACGCACACCGGAUGAGUUUGCAACGCGCUGGAAGGAAAGCCCAGAGCGCAAACAGCUCCUCGCUGAGAUCGAACAAAACACAGCCGGGAAAUCUGACAACCUUGCGCAAUUCCAUCGUUCUCGUGCAGCAGACAAAGCUAGGUUUACUCGCGCAAGCUCCCCAUACACACUUUCGUAUCCAAUGCAAAUUCGGCUGUGUCUUUGGCGAGGGUUUUUGCGGCUCAAAGCAGACAUGUCUACGACGGUCGCCACACUCGUUGGAAAUAUAGGCAUGUCUCUGAUCAUUUCCAGCGUCUUUUACGACACACCAGACAACACCGACAGCUUCAACAGACGUGGAAGCCUAAUCUUCUUUGCUAUUAUGAUCAGUGCCUUCUCUAGCGGGCAGGAAAUCAUGACUAUGUGGGUGCAGCGCCCAAUCGUGGAAAAGCACCUCAAGUACGCACUAUACCAUCCGUCGGCGGAAGCUAUUAGCGCGCUCAUUGUGGAACUUCCAUCGAAGAUCAUCCUAUGCGUGGUUUUCACUUUGAUCAUCUAUUUCUUACCCAAUCUUCGGCGAACUCCCCGGAAUUUCUUUGUCUUUUUCCUCUAUUCGCUAACGACAACCCUUGUGAUGUCCAAUAUCUUCCGAUUUAUUGGCGCAAUCUCGAGAUCCGUGGCACAUGCCAUGCCACCUGCUGCAGUUGUCAUGCUUGUCUUGGUUAUGUACACCGGAUUCAUUAUUCCUAUUCGCAAUAUGCGCCCUUGGUUCCGGUGGCUCAACUACGUGACCCCGAUGGGGUACAGCUUCGAGGCGUUGCUGAUCAAUGAGUUCAGCGGACGAUCCUUCCCUUGCUCGACCUUUGUUCCAGGCAUCUUGGACAUGUACAAGAAUGCGCCUCUCAGCUCCAAAAUCUGUUCACAGAAGGGUGCUGUGGCAGGUCAAGAUUUCAUUGACGGAGAGACAUACAUUAACACGACUUACGAGUACAAAGGCUCCAAUCUGUGGCGAAACUUCGGGAUUCUCUGCUUUAUGGGCGCCGGUUUCUUUGUGCUGUACGUUUUAAGUAGCGAGCUCAUCCGGGCAAAACCGUCUAAAGGUGAAAUUCUCGUAUAUCCGCGCGGCAAGAUUCCUGCAUUUGCAAAGAAUGUUCGAAAGGACGAUCCAGAGGAGGUCAUUGCAUCAGAGAAAGGUGCAGUUUCUAGCGAAUCCCGGGGCACAACUGCAGCAAUUGCUCGCCAAACUUCGAUCUUCCAUUGGGAAAAUGUGUGUUUCGACAUUAAGAUCAACGGGACUUCGCGACGUAUCCUGGACAACGUGGAUGGCUGGGUCAAGCCUGGCACUCUAACAGCCUUGAUGGGUGUCACUGGCGCAGGAAAAACAUCCUUGCUCGAUGUGUUGGCCGAUCGUGUCACUAUUGGCGUCGUCUCCGGCGACAUGCUUGUCGAUGGCCGGCUACGCGACGAUUCCUUCCAGCGAAAAACAGGUUACGUGCAGCAACAGGAUCUACAUAUGGAAGCAAGUACUGUUCGUGAAGCCCUGGUUUUCAGCGCUCUCCUUCGCCAGCCAGCUAGCAUUUCUCGUCGGGAUAAGGUUGCCUACGUCGAAGAGGUCAUUCGGAUGCUCGGUAUGGAAGAAUACGCAGAUGCUGUGGUCGGUGUUGAAGGCGAGGGCCUCAAUGUGGAGCAACGCAAGCGGUUGACUAUCGGCGUGGAGCUGGCAGCCAAGCCAGAUUUGCUGCUAUUCUUUGAUGAACCAACUUCUGGUUUGGAUAGUCAAACUGCUUGGUCAAUCUGCACUCUGAUGCGCAACUUGGCCAACCACGGUCAAGCUGUACUAUGUACCAUUCACCAGCCUUCGGCAAUGCUAAUGCAGCAGUUCGACCGCCUACUGUUUCUCGCCAAAGGAGGACGCACAGUGUACUUUGGUGACCUUGGCCCGAACAUGGAAACUUUGAUCAGAUACUUCGAAGACAAAGGAUCGCCCAAGUGUCCGAAGAACGCAAACCCGGCUGAGUGGAUGCUUAAGAUUAUUGGUGCUGCACCGGGCUCUCACACAGAUAAAGAUUGGGCCGAACAAUGGACCAACAGUACUGAGCGCACAGAGGUCCGCAGACAGCUGGCUGAGAUGAAAGAGGAAUUGUCCAAGAAGCCUGUACCUGUGCAGGUUGCAGAGUUCAGUGAAUUCGCCAUGCCACUCUGGUAUCAGUUCCGCAUUUGUACCCAACGUACCUUCCAGCAGUAUUGGAGAACUCCGUCGUAUCUAUACGCCAAGACUCUCACCUGCAUUGUACCACAAUUGUUCCUCGGAUUCACGUUCUGGAACAUGGAUAACAGUAUUCAAGGGAUGCAGAAUGAGAUGUUCGCAAUCUUCAUGUUCCUCGUCGUCUUUCCAAAUCUGGUCCAGCAGAUGAUGCCGGCCUUCUGCAAGAACCGUGGUUUGUAUGAAGCACGCGAACGGCCUUCAAAGGCGUACUCGUGGGUCGCAUUCAUCUCGGCCAGUAUUAUUGUGGAGCUAGUAUGGAACAUCACGAUGUCGGUUCUAGCCUUCUUUUGCUGGUACUACCCAAUCGGGUUCUACCGCAAUGCAGAACCCACCAAUGCGGUGACCGAACGAGGCGGCAUCAUGUACGUGCUCAUCAUGCUUUUCUUGUCCUUCACGUCGACCUUUAGCUCAAUGGUGAUUGCUGCAAUUGAAAACGCCGAGACUGGGAGCAGCAUUGCUCAGUUCAUGUUCUCUCUUUGCUUGGUUUUCAAUGGAGUACUUUCGAGUGCAUCUGAUAUGCCUCGAUUCUGGAUCUUCAUGUACCGGCUCUCACCAUUCACGUACUACGUGUCCGCUGUCCUCGCAACUGGCCUGAGUGGGGCGACAGUGGAAUGUUCCAGUAUCGAGGUGCUCACUGUCUCGCCCCCCGAUGGACAGACUUGCGGCGGCUACCUAGGGCCAUACAUCCAGGCCACCCAAGGCGCGUUGCUCAAUCUGGACGCGUCGGUAGAUUGCAAGGUCUGCACAAUGUCGAGAACGGACCAGUUCCUCGCCGGUCUCGGCAUUGAGUACUCGGAUGUUCCACGCAACGUCGGGAUUUUGUUCGCCUACGUGGCGUUCAAUAUUACCAUGACGUUCGUGGUGUACUGGUUCUUCCGCGUCCCCAAGGGAAGGGGGCGUGAGGUCAAGCGGACCUAG